This is a messenger RNA of Heteronotia binoei (common prickly gecko), 1021 nucleotides long. RefSeq names its product sperm microtubule inner protein 8 (gene SPMIP8). The record is from RefSeq and is a predicted model, not a curated record. The coding region runs from base 68 to 718 and encodes 216 amino acids. The transcript has 8 exons. NCBI's taxonomy places the organism in Eukaryota, Metazoa, Chordata, Lepidosauria, Squamata, Gekkonidae.
CCUGCCCAUCCGUUAAGUCUCCCUUCCCCUGCCUUUCGCAACAACCCUGUGAGGCUAACUUUCCACAAUGGCGCAAACCCUCGAUUUGGUGCCGUGGCCUCAGGAUGCUUCCCCCGUCUAUGCUGCCCCAGCGAUUCUAAUCCCGUUGGAGCCCAGAAAAACUAUGUUGGCAGGAGUGAAGAGCAGCCUGUAUCACCCAUUCCUGCCAACGCUGCGACGAAUGGAUAUGGAUACCGUCGCCCACAAGCUUACAGAUGAACACUCUAGGACGUUAACUGCCUGCUCCAAAGAGGACUUUGACAAUGCAACAUUCACCCUGGCUGGAGUGCCCAACCAGCGUCUCCCAUCUCUGGGGAUGACGGAGCUGGGCAAAAAGCUGACUGAGAAGUACAGAGCAGGAAAGAUGGCUCCUCUCAUGCCCAGCACGAAUGGGGAAGAGUGGCCCAGCUACACGCGAGCCAUGUCGGACUGGUCCCGCUUUGUCUCUACUGCUGGAGAAUUCAAACUACCCACUUUUGGAAAAAAAGUUCUUGGAUUCAGCUGUUAUGCUUUGAGAUACUUAAAACCCGAUGUCACCCAGACCUGGCGGUACUGCCUCAAUCAGAAUCCCAGCCUGGAUAUGUAUGGACCGAAGCCAAUCCCCUACAACACCUUAAAUACUUUCAGGAGUUUUGGAUCUGCACACAGCCGUUCCCACUACCUCCAGCCCUGGCGCUAGGAAGCGACUUUUUCAGAGCCAAGCAAAUCUUCUUGUGCUGCAUUUGAACAUCAACAAAAAGAAUAAAAAGUGCAUUAGCUGCCUCAGCAAAGGAAGCUGAAGAUAAGGCCACUAAAAUAGGCAUUGAAAGUGGGGGAGGGGGAGAUGACAGGGUGUUCCCGGCCAUCUUUGCACCUCCGUGCAGUGGCAGGCAGCCUCAGCACUAGAACAGGCAACUAACAAGUUAAAGCCAGCACUGACUCAAUUGAUGCACUGGUUCAUACAUAGUGGAGCUCAGCAUCUUGGGGUAAACGUCAGAUUUUG